Molecule: messenger RNA, 982 nt
Organism: Nerophis ophidion (straightnose pipefish)
Lineage: Eukaryota; Metazoa; Chordata; Actinopteri; Syngnathiformes; Syngnathidae
Product: MAP7 domain-containing protein 2-like
Exons: 2
Coding region: 242-745 (167 amino acids)
Source: RefSeq, a predicted model, not a curated record
UGUUGAUAAGCUAGGUAGGUAGGUAGAUAGAUAGGUACUUACAGGUAGGUAGGUACUUACUUAAUCUCUGAUCUUACUGGCAGUAAGUUGUUUGAGCAUUCCCUCAAAAGCAGAUGCCUGUGUGUACUAACAAUCUGAUCUGUGAAGCAGAGCUCCAUAAGUGGCCUUACCUCAAAGGCAUCAAAAUCCCUCGAAUAACUGCCAAAGUGGACCUGUAAUUGGUACCAACGCCUCCAAGCUAAUGGAACCAUGGGAGGAGAUUAACAGCCACGGAGACAGACCCAAUACAGUCAGAACCCUUUUGGGGUUGGAGGAACGGCUUAUCAACCGGAGCAUUGGCGGAACACAUUCAGCCCAAAGUCCUGUGAGUGGGCUCAAGGCUUCCACAUUGAAAAUGAGGAACAAGAAAAAGCUUUGCAGUUGCAGAAAAAAAUAUGCUUUGGAGAAGGAGAGGCAGGAGAGAAGAACUUUGGCCAAAGAGCAGGAAGAGCGAGAGCAAGCUCUGGUCAGACAAAGAGCUCUAGAGCUGGAAAGGCAAAGAGCCUUGGAGCAAGCACUUUUCCAGCAGCAACAAGAGAAGAAAGAGAGAGAAAUGGAAAAAGCAAGACUAAAGGCUUUGGAACGGGAAGGAGAAAAGGCUGUUGAGAAAGAAAGGUUAGAAAGAGAAAAAGUUUGGAAGCAGAAAGAAAAAAAAAAAGGAUCCGUACAGCAGGAGAAGAUAGCGGCAGAGUCAAUAUAUCGCUGACCUUUUUUGGAAAAGGUAAAUUGAUGAGUGGACAAAUGAAAAAAGAUGUUUCAGACCAGGAGAUAUCGUUGCAGUUGUGGAUGCUUCGGCACCAAGAAGAAGUUGGAUCCUUGGAAGAAUACGGGAAACUUUUCUUGAUAGAGCAAGAAAAGUUUGUUUGUAAACCAAAUCGAGCAUAAUCGAAAUACCUGUAACAAAGAUAUGACCGCUAUGAGAAGGUAUGGAGGACAAUAACUG